AUGAACAACCAGGUAAUAGAUUUAAGUUCAUGUACGACAGAAGAUGGUUCUCUAUGGAUUUUUGGGUAUGGUUCUCUGACCUGGAAAGUCAAUUUUCCGUACAAGUCGAGAAUGGUGGGCUAUAUUAAAGGAUACGCUAGGAGAUUUUGGCAGGGAAGCACAGAUCAUAGGGGUAUUCCAGGCCAACCUGGCCGUGUUGCAACUCUGAUUAGGGAUAUGAAAGAAAUAACAUGGGGUGUAGCAUAUCAAGUAGGACCAGAUGAUAUCCCUAAAGUCAUUGGCUAUUUAAAUUUUCGAGAGAAAUGCGGUUAUACUACAGACUGCGUAAAGUUUUAUUCUGCGGAUAAUACUAAAAAUUUACCAAGUGUAUUAAUCUAUAUCGCCACGGAAGAUAAUGAAGAAUUUCUUGGACCAGCAACAUUACAAGAGGAAGCGAGACAUAUUGUAUCAAGUUGUGGACCAAGUGGACAAAAUUCAGAGUAUUUAUUACGUUUGGCUGAAGCUAUGAGAAAAAUGGGAAUUACUGAUCGCUACUUAUUCGAUCUUGAACAAAAGAUAUGUGAACUGAUGGCACAAUGA
Trichoplax adhaerens is the source of this 579-nucleotide messenger RNA. RefSeq lists its product as uncharacterized. Gene Ontology annotation, molecular function: glutathione specific gamma-glutamylcyclotransferase activity; gamma-glutamylcyclotransferase activity. The record is from RefSeq and is a predicted model, not a curated record. The coding region runs from base 1 to 579 and encodes 192 amino acids. Gene Ontology annotation, biological process: glutathione catabolic process. Gene Ontology annotation, cellular component: cytoplasm. NCBI's taxonomy places the organism in Eukaryota, Metazoa, Placozoa, Uniplacotomia, Trichoplacea, Trichoplacidae. The transcript is spliced from 3 exons.